This is a messenger RNA of Diuraphis noxia (Russian wheat aphid), 1667 nucleotides long. Its product is annotated as putative cytochrome P450 6a14. Lineage: Eukaryota; Metazoa; Arthropoda; Insecta; Hemiptera; Aphididae. The record is from RefSeq and is a predicted model, not a curated record. Gene Ontology annotation, molecular function: oxidoreductase activity, acting on paired donors, with incorporation or reduction of molecular oxygen; iron ion binding; monooxygenase activity.
UUUAUUCAAAUGUUCAUUGUUUAGUAUUUUCUUUCUACUGUUAAAAACAACAUAAAUCUGAACGAUGUUAAUGUUUACCAACUUUUGGAUAGACUUUAUCUUACUUUUCACUGUAUUAUUCUCAGUUUUUUAUUACUAUUGUAUUUCGACAUUCAAUAUAUGGAAAAAAAAGAAUGUGCCUUACGUCCGUCCAAUUCCUUUAUUUGGCAACUACUUGAACGUAGCACUGGGCAUAGAGAAUCCAAUGCAAACGUACAAGAAAAUUUAUCAUGAACUGGCUGGAUUCAAGUAUGGAGGUAUGUUUCAGAUGCGAACACCGUAUUUAAUGAUCCGCGAUCCUGAACUCAUUAACAAUGUAAUGAUAAAGGACUUUUCRUAUUUUACCGAUCGUGGGAUUUACUUGGAUGUCUCAAAUGAACCUCUGUCAGAAGUACUGUUUUUAAUGGAAAAUCCUCGAUGGAAAACACUUAGAAAUAAAUUGAGCCCCUCAUUAACAUCGGGAAAACUUAAACAGAUGUAUAGUCAAAUUGAAGAGUGUGGUAAAGAGUUGAUACUUAAUAUUUUUGCUCAGUUAAAGAAAAAUCCCAACGGAAUUGAUAUACGAGAUAUUUUGGCAGAUUAUUCAAUUGAUGUUAUCGCUACUUGUGCUUUUGGGCUGAAGUUAAAUGUAGCAAAAGAUGAUACUUCUUCAUUUCGCAGUUAUGGAAAAACCACAUUCGGGCCAAAUAUAUUUUAUUUCUUAAGAGAAAUAUUACUGAUGAUUUCACCAGCUAUUCUGAAAAUUGUAAGACUUCCUUUCUUCCCAAAAAGUGCAACUUCAUUUUUCGGAUCAGUAUUUAAAGAAACAAUGAUGUACAGAAAAAACAAUAAUAUAGUGAGGCAAGAUAUUGUUCAUGCUUUAAUGCAAACACAUCAAGACUUGGUUGUCAAUAGCAAUUUACCAAAAGAUGAAAGAUUAACGGAAACUCAAAUUUUUUCAAAUGCGUUUGGUUUUUUUGUUGCUGGGUUUGAAACUACAUCCUCUACUCUUUCUUAUUGUUUGUAUGAGCUUGCGCUGAAAAAAAACAUUCAAGAUCGAGUACGCGAAGAGAUAAAUUUGACAAAAUCUAAACACAAUGGAGUAAUUAAUCACGAUUUUUUAAAUGAUCUUAAUUAUUUGGAUAUGGUUAUAGCAGAAACACUCAGAAAACAUCCUUUACUGUUUGCUCUGUUYAGAGUAGCUACAAAAACCUAUCAUGUGCCAAACGAUUCAUUAAUAAUUGAGAAGGGACAGAAACUUAUUAUUCCCAUUUUUUCACUGCAUUUUGAUCCUAAAUAUUAUAGUGAUCCCGAACAAUUCAACCCGGAAAGAUUUACCACCGAAGAAAAGGCAAAACGGCCUAACGGCGUUUAUCUUCCAUUUGGCGAUGGACCUAGGAUUUGUAUUGGAAAACGUUUUGCUGAAAUGGAAAUGAAAUUAGCUUUAGUUGAAAUUUUAUCCAAAUUCGAAGUGGAACCGUGUGAAAAAACCGAAAUACCUAUAGCACUCUCCAAAUUAUCUGUGGUAGCGAUUCCUCAUGAUGAAAAACUUUGGUUAAAACUAAUUCCGCUCAAUGAAUAAUCAUUUAAUUAUUAUUUAUUAAUUAUUAGAUGUAUAAUGUGGUGAAUUGAUUAAAGUAAUUUAAAUA